AUGGGGAAUAUGUUUGGAUUCCAAGCUUCAUCACUUUCUUCAAUACAACCUUCACCUGAAGCUGAUAAAGAGGAGUCUACAGGUGAACCCCUAGAUCUGCUUGGACUGUUUAGGACACCAGGAAGUAAAAAAACAUUGUGGAACCUUCAUGUAAGUCAAGAAUUUGAAACAGAUGGCUCAGGAAAUGAAAAUGAGAUUCCCAGGAAAAAACGUUCACUUUUGUUCCCCACUGGAGUUAAAUUCUGUCCUCAAGAAACAGUCCCACAAGCUGCAGCAAAUUACUUGAAAUAUUUCCGUCUAAGAGUGUGCCAAGAAGCAGUCUGGGAAGCAUUUAGGAUCUUUUUGGAAAGACUUCCUGAACAUGAAGAAUAUCAUAACUGGAUGAAGUAUUGUGAAGAAGAUGACAUUGAUGUGGUCGAAAUUGGGAGAAACUUUUCACAAACAGAGGAACAUCUUAUGCUUCUCCAGAAGCUCAGGGACAUCUACGAUGCAGCCAACAGAGAGAUCUACAACAGCUUUAAGAGUAAAUUUGUAGAACAAGGGAUCAAGGCAGAGAAAAGACAGCUCAGCCAUGAGGAAAACUGCAUCUUCAUGGCAGCCCUUAGGACACAUGGGAAACAUCGGUUUGGUAAAGGGGGGCCCAAAAAGCUGAGAGGACAAAAACAUGGAAUCAAAGUUAUCCUGGGCAUUAAUACAGUUGGUAGAAGAAACUGCAGAUUAACACUGUACAAGAGGAGUGCAGAUUAUAUGAUAGGAUGUGCUAGAGGCAAAGGGUCAGCAGCGAACACAAAUAGUUCCUCUAUACCAGUAAAUUUGGAGAAUAUAAAGAGCAGAAUGACUGUUGAUGAUGAUGAUGAUGAUGAUGAUGAUGAUGAUGAUGAUAGCAUAGAAAUUACCAGUCAAAUAGUAUAUUUUACACGUUACCUGGAUGACAUGUUUUUGCUAAUAAAAGGUAACAAACAGAGGGAGGAUGAAGCGGAAAGGUUCAGGGGGAGACCAUACUGGACCCACCCUGAAGAAAAUGUGGGAACGUCUUCCCAAUCCCUAGUCCUGAAUUUAUCUCACAAGAUCCUUACUAGGUAUGAAGUACAGGUUUUGACAAAGAGUUUAUCCUUUAUUCCUAGCAGUGUAAGCAAUGUUACUGAUUCAGUUUUGGACACUAGACCUUUUGCACGUAAUAUACAAUUGAAAUUGGAAUUUGAGGAUGAUAAUAGGUCAGGUAAUACUGGUACAUUCCGUACCCCUAGCUUAUAUGUUCCAACUUUACAUCCCUUGGUGGAUACUUUUAGUAAAUUAGUUGAACAAGAUCUGCAUGAGUUGAAUAAAUUAAAUAAAGAUAAAAGCAGGAAAGCCAGGAGACAGAACCUAACCUUUAAUCAGAGGAAGGCCCUAUCUGACUUGUCCAAGGACUCUUCCAUAGUUAUUCGUCCUGCAGAUAAAGGAGGACCUAUUGUUAUCAUGGACUCUGAAGACUAUUUAGAGAGUAUGAUUUUAAUGUUGAAUGAAGGUAAUUAUUAUUCUAAGAUCGAAUUAAAUGAGGUCACUAACAAGAUAUUCAAGAUCUAUGAUAUGUUAGAAGACCUUUAUAAAAGUCGAGACAUAGAUCAUAUCUUAAUGAAGUUUUUAAGAGUUAAUAAACCCCUCAUACCAAUUAUACAGGGUCUUCCCAAGAUUCACAAGUCAUUGGAAAAGCCACCAUUACAUCCCAUAGUAGCUGGGAGAGGCUGGGUUACCGAACCCCUAUCACUUUACCUGGAACAUUUCUUCAGACCUAUAGUUAAUGCCAGUUCCACCAUUUUAAGGGACAGUAAAACCAAUAGAAGACUCAAGGAGCGCAUAAGGGAACAUGUUUACCACAUUCGCAUAGGCACUCCUACAAAUGCCUUAGCCAAGCACGUUAUGGAAAGGGGCCCCAAUCAUACAUUUGUUUUUUCAGUGAUUCAGAUUUUUAAACCAAAUUUACGUGGGGGUGACAUUGAGACAUUUACAGAAGAGAAUGAACUCAGGUGGAUCAUUAGAUGUCAAGCAGACAGAGAGCCUGGUCUCAAUGACAAAGCUUCCCUCAAACCUAUUCUGCGAAAAAGAAGACUUACACUCACAAAUGAAAUUAAGACAAUGACAGAGAAGACAUCAAAACAUAGGAGUGAACAAAUUGUAGAAUUCACUAUUCUGCUUCUCGGCGAGCAGUACAAUGAGACUCUGAGUGACCCAGCUACGAGAUGGUUCAAGGAGCUGGCAGAACAGUUCAUCACUGAGGUGCAGCCUGUAUUUGAAGAGUUGCCAGGAUACAGGAAAAUCAAUGUGCUUCAAAAAUCCAUACCCAAGGAGAAUUUAAGCAUCAUGGUGCUGUACGAAGUAACUUUUGAAGGAGACAUCACGACCAUUACAAAUGCAACACUGGAUUUUAUCAGCCUUCACUCAAAUAAAGUUGAAGAUGACUCCUAUACAGAGCCUGACAACAAUCCAACUGUCAGUUAUACAAUCAGUGACUUCCGAAAUUAUAUAACAGAAGCUCUAUAUAAGGAGACUCUAAUGUCUAAUACAUCUCUGGAGCUGGAUCCUGACUCCCUUCAGUUAACCAGUGUGAAAGAAACACUUUCGGAUGUCACAACAGACAUGGAACAUCCUACACUUCCUGUAGAUACAACUGAUGUGAAUAAUAUUCUGAUAGCAGAGAAACCACCAGUCGCCACCAUAGAAACAAAUUAUAUUUUCUCUAAUGACUUCACCAAUGGAGAAUUAAGUUUGGACAAUGAAGAACCCACCUCUUUAUUGUUUAAUGAAAUCUGGUCAAGUCCAAAUAUUCCAGUCAUCCCUGGAAAUGAUUUUAUACCAUCAGAUAUAACCAUCAUGGAGGAAAGCACUUCAUUUCCUAAUGCAAUCAGUACAGGGACAACAAAUAUACAUCGAGAACACAGUUUCAACUAUUGGGCUUCAACUCCCACACUACUUGAGGAUGGUCAAAAGGAACUAGAAAAUGAUCUGGAUGGCUUUCUUUUUGGUAAUAUACAGCCAUCAGGACCACAGACAUUUGAAGUACCACUAGAAUCUACAACUAAAGAAAUUAUAGUCACCAGUCAAAAUACAAUAGUUAGUACUGAAGAAACCUCAGUAUCUAUCAUCUCUGAUAUAAGAAAUGAAGGUAAUGAGCAAUCAACAACUUUGACUGCAAUUCCAGAAGUGGCAACUACAGGCCACAUGGAUAUGUAUGCUAUUCUAGAUAGUGACCAGAGUGAAAAUAAAAGACCUCCAAUCGACAGCCGAGUAAGUGCCCAAACUCAUCUUGAGAAUGCAUUUCAUUUCACUGAAAGAGACAUCAAAAAUUACUUUUCUUCAGUAACUUAUGCUUCACCCACAAUCAGUAUGGAUAGAAAUGAAAUCCAUGAUGUCAAUACUGAAAAGUUUCUUGGUUUACCAUUGAGAAACUUCACUUUGGAAGAAGAUAGCUCAGGUUCGGGAAUGGAUAAUUCUGGUCAUAGUCAUGAAACUGAAAACUGGCCAUGGUCUACUACAAUUACUGAACCAGUUAAUUCUGCUGUACCUGAAAGCUGGCCUGGGAAUGAUAAUUCAGCUUUACCCAUGGAUAAUAAAACCAUUGACAUCAACAUUCAAGAUUAUGUCACAGCCAGUCUUAAUGACUCAGAGAUGGGAUUCAGCAUACGCUCUGAGGCUACUGAAGUUGACAUCACAGUGGAUGUCAAUAAAAAGUUGGACAUAACCGAGAAUCCAGGAUUUAUUAUACAGGCCCUCAAAGAAAAUGCUUCUUAUGUCAUGCAAGGUGCAACUGAAGAUUUGCCAAUAUUUUGGUCUCCAGAGUCAUUAAUAACCAAGUCUUCAAAGCAAACACCAGACACAACUGGCUUUUCUGAAAACGGCAUUGCUGAGUUAUCUCCACAGGUAGAAACAACCAGUGGUAGCAGCACAGCAUCAGAAAAGAGCCUGACUUAUAAUCCUGUCACAGUUUAUACUCAGGUGCAACCUGUUCUGAUGAAGCAAAGCACAGACAUGGUGGCAUCUCAGCCAGGAACAGAAUCACCAGAAAUGAGGCUGACAAUAACAGAACCAUUCAAUGCUGAAGAUCCUUUGAGGGCAACAAAUGCUGUAGAACUGCCAGUCACUGACUUGUCAGUCAUGUCCGAGACCUCUAAUAACCAGCCCAGUACUAGUAUUAGUGGUAGUACUCAAGUAGAAAAAGAAUUAACUGGAAGAGCGGAUGAUAAAAAGGAAGUUACUAAUGAAAAAUUAGGCACAAUGGAAUCAAACCUGAUUACAGAAAUUAUUAUUCCUGAGAAAGAGCUAAUAGUGAAACAAGUUACAAGUUUUCCAGACUCAGAACUGAAAGAUGAUGCAUUUUUUAAUGCAAGAGCCACAGAUGCCACAUACAUGCUAACCACAGAAUGGUCAGGCACUGACGUGUCUCACAAGGGCAAUGAUAUGGCAAUCUCAUCUGAUAUAAAUAAUGAAAAUCAUAUAUCAGCUGGCAGAUUCCCCACAACUGAAUCAGAUAACAUUAUUGAAGCAAGUACUGCUACUAAGAUACCAACAGGAUCUUAUCAUAACAGUGCAUCAAACAGACUAAUUCCAGCUGCAUCCACUAGUAAUGAUAUAGAUAAACCUUUUACUGGAUCAACAGCAACAAUAUAUCAUUUUACAGAACUGCCUGUGCUAACUAAAGAUAUUGACUGGCAGAAUGACAAUAUAAUUAACUCUAAUAAAUUCCCACACAUGGAUUCUGGUGAUGUCUCAAAUACUGAAUUGUACCCUCCUGAAACAACAACAGCAACAAAUCUGACAAACUAUGAGUUCACUAGCAGGGAACAAUUGAUGCCUAAUCCAUCUUCAGAGGGUCACUUUAUUUCAGAAGCUGUUGAUGAAUACUCUGAUUUCAAACCCACACAGACACAGUUUUUUCCCACUGCUGAAAACAUUGAUGACAUUAUAGCAAAAGACCAUGGUAUUUCUUUGGACCUAAACCAGUCACAAGCAGUGUCACAUCAUGCUAAAACACACCAAAAGGAAGAUCUGGGAUUGAAUAUGGAUUUCAUUGCAGAUAUGCAUUCAACAGAUAUUGCCAGCUUAGCUAUGCCAACUUCUGAACAAGGCAGUGUUCAGCCACUGCCAAAACAGGCACUUAUGGUAUUUUUUAGCCUCCGGGUUACCAACAUGGUAUUUUCUGAGGACCUUUUCAACAAAAGUUCUCUGGAAUACAAAGCUCUGGAGCAACGCUUCUUGGAUCUUCUGGUCCCCUACCUGCAGUCUAAUCUCUCAGGCUUUGAAAACCUCGAAAUUCUCAAUUUUCGGAAUGGCAGCAUUGUGGUAAACAGCCGAAUGAAGUUUGCUAAGCCUGUACCUCGAAGUGUCACUAGUGCUGUUUAUCUCAUUCUAGAAGAUUUUUGUAAUACUGCAUAUCAAACAAUGAAUCUUGCCAUAGAUAAAUAUUCCCUUGAUGUGGAAUCAGGUUACCAAGCAGACCCAUGUAAAUUCCAAGCCUGCAAUGAAUUUUCAAAGUGCUUAGUGAACCACUGGAGUGGAGAGGCAGAGUGUGUUUGUAGUCCUGGGUACUUAAGUGUAGAUGGCUUACCCUGUCAGAGUGUCUGUGAAUUACAGACAGAUUUCUGCUUCAAUGAUGGAAAAUGUGACAUCAUACCAGAACAAGGAGCCAUCUGCAGGUGUCGUGUAGGGGAAAACUGGUGGUACCGAGGAGAGCAUUGUGAAGAAUAUGUCUCAGAGCCACUUGUAGUGGGCAUUGCAGUAGCCUCAGUAGCAGGAUUCCUUCUUGUAGCCUCUAUAGUCAUAUUUUUACUGGCCAGGACUCUACGAAGCCACCACACAAAGAGGAAAGACAGUAGGAAAACAAACUCGGAAUGUGACAGUCUAGCUUCCAUAGAGAAUGCAGUAAAAUACAACCCUAUGUAUGAAAGUGACACCACUGCAUACAGUCACUACUACAAGCGGUACCCUCAGCAAGCAUCUCAGAGCUCUACUAGUGCAGAUGUCUCUGCAGACUUCAGCAGCGAGGAGGUGCGACAUAUCUACGAACACAGUGAACUUACAAAGGAGGAGAUCCAGGACAGAAUACGGAUAAUUGAGCUUUAUGCCAAAGAUCGUCAGUUUGCAGACUUUGUGCGACAACAUCAAGUGAAUGAAGAUAAUGCCAGAAGAGGACAUCUUAACAGUUAACUUUCCAGGAAGGAGACACCCUGCAACAGAUAAUAUGGUCUCUUUUCUAAACAAAGGAAACGACAAACCAGUACUGCAUUGCUGGAGAUAAUAAUAAAUGGAGAAAGAAAGGCAUGAUGAGUUCUUCAUACAAGUAGCAUGGAAUGUACUUACAGAAAGAGAUUUAUGAUAAAUAACGUUGAGUCUUACAGGAUGUGAUUUUUAAUUACACACUGUACCAGUGACAACAGGCACAAGCCUCUGUAAAAUUGUUGUGUACCAAACCAAGAAGCAUUUUAAGCCUCCAUAGAGUCUAUAUACCACUUUCCUUAAAAUAUGCUUAUCACUUCUUCCAUUUCAUAAAGAUAUUAUGAAAGUGAUAUCUGAUUUUUAAAUCUGUUAAGACAGUGAAUGUAUGCUUAUGGUCACACAAUAGGCUAGUAUUAUAAUUAACCAAGAUUAUACAUAUGAAUGUUCAGAACUUGAAUUUUGCAUAAUUUAUGCAGGUAUAUGCAAAAUGUAUUACUUUGAAAUGCUUUGCUUAUAUGCUUCAGUAAUAUAAUGUAAGUAAGUAAUGUGCAAAACUUGGAAGCCUAUGCUAGAACAAACUUUAGUAUUUCCUUUAGCAGAUGAUUAUUAAUGUUGACAUGUUUGCUGCUGUAUGGUAUAGAUAAAAAGAGCCUGUAAUGAUUAUAAACACAUUUGCUGAUUUUCGCUUCAAAAUCCAAUCCACAAAGCACUUGGUAAACUGUAACACAUUGUCUUUCAUUGUACAUAAAAUUAAAAUUUUGUA
Protopterus annectens (West African lungfish) is the source of this 6952-nucleotide messenger RNA. It is a transcript of the gene IMPG2, whose product is annotated as interphotoreceptor matrix proteoglycan 2. Gene Ontology annotation, molecular function: hyaluronic acid binding; heparin binding. The record is from RefSeq and is a predicted model, not a curated record. The transcript is spliced from 23 exons. Bases 1 to 6180 code for a protein of 2059 amino acids. Lineage: Eukaryota; Metazoa; Chordata; Ceratodontiformes; Protopteridae. Gene Ontology annotation, biological process: visual perception.